UGCGGACUAGCAGGAGCAGAUACUGUCAUAUAACCGGAAGAAUUCCCGGGGAGAUUCUUCCCGUCUUGAGAGAUCCGCUCACAUUUGACUUUAACUUUGGUCCCAGAAAGAGACAUGAAGACCAACUGCAGCAGGAGUCACGGUCUCUUUGGGAGGAGGAGAGGAGAGGAGACGAGAGGAGACGAGAGGAGAGGAGAGCACAUGCCACUGGAGAGACAUUUAUCUCACACACUGGGAUGUAAAUAAACAGAUUUCGGGACCACGCACUUAAGAGUGCUUCCUGAAUUCCGGAACAGGACGUGCAGAUUCUUCCAGUCCUGACUCGUCAGUGUUUUUGUUCCAGAAAGAGACAUGAAGACCAACUGCAGAUUCACACUUCUUAUGAUCCUGCUGGUUUUCUACCUGAACUCAGUGAGCUGCUUGGAGUCAGUUGAAGGUUUUGUUGGAGGAAACAUCAAACUUCCCUGCAUCUACGAUGAGUCUCCAGCAGCAGAAGAGUGCAACGUGUUUUGGAUAGACCAAGAUGACUUGGUUGUCCUGGACAUCAAGACGAGUUUACCAGAUUACACAUCUCAGGACGAGAAGUACCGAGGUCGAGUGUGCAGCUUCCCUGAAGAGUACGGGAACAGGAACUUCUCCAUCUUCAUGACGAACCUGCAGAAGAACGACACGGGCAUUUAUGAUUGUUACCUCGCGACAAUGUUGUAUCGUAGGAUAGUUGACCUGACGGUUUCAGAUCCUGGAGGAACAACAACUGUUUCUCCAUCAGGUGGAGCAGCAGGACUGAAGGAACUCCCACUGGUCGUCCUCUCUGCUCUCUGUCUGCUGCUCUGCUGAUAGAAACUGCAGUCGGGUUGGACCGUCAGUGUCACGACAGCUGCUACACAUCUCUGACAAGAAGAAGAAGAAGAAGAACAAACGUAUCACUGAAGAACCCAGUCUGUUACCACGGUUCCAGUCCAGUUACUAAUAUAGUCGUUAAAUUAUGGAGCAAACACAUAACUCAAUCUGACUCUUUAGAAACCAAACAUAAUGAUGAAGGACUUUAUCUGCCGUAAUCAAAAAUAAGUGAAGGAAUACCUGAUGAGAUAGAUAAUGACCGUCUGUUCGUCAAUUAAUUUAUCCAUUACUGCAUUUAUUUGGACUUCUGAUUAUAUAUACAAUACCUUUCUUUAGCUACUUUAUUCAUCCAUCCAUCUUUUUGUGGGUUCAUGUCGUAGGAACAAUAGGACGUUUCCAUAAAACCUUCCUGGGGUGCAGGAUCCGAGGAAGGGCCUUAAAGGAUCAAAAGUCCACUUGUGUACUCAAACAUGACAAAGUUUUUACAUGUUCAUUUUCAUUUUUCUUCAUGUUUCCCAGGCUCAUUGAAUGCACCAUUAUUAUUUCGCAAACCUUGCAGAGGUGCUACGUGAAGUUACCCGAGAGUGGAAGAUUGGCGACAAGAAGCCGGCGUUGGUCACAGACUAUGCAGGCAACAUGAUACUGGCUGGGUCAGGUGCAGAAAUGAAGCUACGGUGUAGCUACGGAGAGCCUAGCAUAGCCGCUAACCUACGGUGUAGGUUUAACGUAGAACCAGAAUUCAGCCUUCAGACAACUGACACCAACAUGAAUGUAUAUUUUACUCCUGGAAGUGUCAGUGUUUAUACAGGAGCUUGUGUUGAUUAUCCCGCUAACAGGUGUCUCUGUUUCACUACCAUCAGGUUUAUUUUCCAUGUAGAUGAUCUGCAGAUCCUCUACAUUUGUCUUUAUUUGUAUAUUUGUGACCCAGAAGAACCAAAGACUAGAAAUGCAGCAGUGAACACGUUAUUUAUUGUUGUUAAUGUCAUGUGUGAGAUUCACCACUGGACUGCUGCCUUCUGCUUUUUGUUACUUUGUCUCGACUUUUGUUUUUACAAUAUUAUGUUAUUCUACAUUUCAAAAGAAAACCCAGCCACAUGUGGGGAUUGUCAACAAAAGGGGAUCAACUAGAUCAGGGAUCAGCAACCCACGGCUCUUCUGCGCCGCCCUAGUGGCUCCUGGAGCUGUUUCUAUAAUGUUUGAUCUUUUUUUUUCUUUUUUCUUUUUUUUUUUUCCUUUUUCCUUUCUUUUUUUAAUCUGGACAUUCCGACUUUUUUCUCAACAUUUUGACUUUUUUCUCGACAUUUCAACUUUUGUAUCAAAAUUUUGACUUUUUACCUCAACAUUUCGAUUUUUUUCUUAACAUUUCAACUUUUUUCUCAACAUUUCGACUUUUUUCUUAACAUUUCAACAUUAAUCUCAACAUUUCGACUUUUUUCUCGACAUUUCAACUUUUGUAUCGAAAUUUUGACUUUUUACCUCAACAUUUCGAUUUUUUUCUUAACAUUUCAACUUUUUUCUCAACAUUUCGACUUUUUUCUUAACAUUUCAACUAUUUCUCGACAUUUCGACUUUUUUCUCGACAUUUCGCAUUUCCCCAUUUGUCUUCAUUCUAAUUCUGAUACAAGACUUUUCAUUUUUUGUAUUAACAUUGUAUUAAUUUUUUGUGUUUUUGGUCCAAUAUGGAUCUAAAACAUGUUGGGUUGGUGAUUCUCUGGACUAGUCCUGAGAUGAUUCCCAGUCUCUUGGGGAGUGAUGGGUCUGAAUGAUGUCAUUAAUGUAAAAGAAGAAGCAGGAUAUUAUUGUGAUAAAGGAGGUUUAUCUCAGGCUGGUGAACGUAGAACAGCAACUUCCUUCCUUUAUUAGUCUGUAGUUUCUGCUGCUGCUGCCUGGACCUGCUUUAUUGAUUUUAUUGGUGAACCGUUUGUUACCAACAGUCGUCACGUUGUGAAUGACCCUUUUUUUUCUUUUUAAAUGUUGAAAGUCUGUUAUGUGCAAUUGUGUGUUUGUUUGUAUGUCCUUAAGCUGCUGUCAUGCCUUUUAACUUGCCCCUAGAUAGUGAAUUGAAUUGAAUUGAAUUAACAAGCAAACUAGUGUAUUUUAAAGCCCACCUUUACUGUAUUUCCAGAUAUAUUUGUAAAGCCUCAGCUGGAUCAAUAAAUUCAUUCACUGGAAA
Molecule: messenger RNA, 3013 nt
Organism: Cololabis saira (Pacific saury)
Lineage: Eukaryota; Metazoa; Chordata; Actinopteri; Beloniformes; Belonidae
Product: V-set domain-containing T-cell activation inhibitor 1-like
Exons: 6
Coding region: 352-837 (161 amino acids)
Biological process (GO): cell surface receptor signaling pathway; negative regulation of T cell proliferation; positive regulation of T cell proliferation
Cellular component (GO): external side of plasma membrane
Source: RefSeq, a predicted model, not a curated record